AUGAAUUGUUAUUCGAUCCUGGAGAAAAUCCCUCCAAUUACUAUUGGUGCAGGACCAUCUGAUGAUCUAUGGUCUGAAAGAUUAAAAGAAGAAUUGAAAGCACUCAUAGGAUAUACAAGCUUAUUGAAAAAUUCAGGUGAAGAGUGGUUUAAUAUAAAACCACUUCAAAAUGGAACAAGAUGGGAAGGAAUUUGCUGGUACACCCACAACUUAAAAAAAUACGAAUUUAAAUUUCACUUCAAUAUACCUGAAAAGUAUCCAAUAACCCCGUUUGAAGUAGAGAUUCCAGAAUUGGAUGGGAAGACUUUGAAGAUGUACAAAGGUGGGAAAAUUUGUCUGGAUAGUCACUUUAUCCCACUUUGGUCAAGAAAUUACCCAAAAUUUGGUAUUGUACAUGUUCUUGCUUCUGGCCUGGCACCAUGGUUAGCUGCAGAAGUGCCAUUUUUAGUAUCAACAUGUAAAAUUUAG
Messenger RNA from Cryptosporidium ubiquitum, 468 nucleotides. RefSeq lists its product as uncharacterized. Gene Ontology annotation, cellular component: cytoplasm. The transcript has 3 exons. Gene Ontology annotation, biological process: protein K69-linked ufmylation. Lineage: Eukaryota; Apicomplexa; Conoidasida; Eucoccidiorida; Cryptosporidiidae. The record is from RefSeq and is a predicted model, not a curated record. Gene Ontology annotation, molecular function: UFM1 conjugating enzyme activity. Bases 1 to 468 code for a protein of 155 amino acids.